This is a messenger RNA of Acanthaster planci (crown-of-thorns starfish), 5055 nucleotides long. RefSeq lists its product as uncharacterized. The record is from RefSeq and is a predicted model, not a curated record. Gene Ontology annotation, cellular component: membrane. NCBI's taxonomy places the organism in Eukaryota, Metazoa, Echinodermata, Asteroidea, Valvatida, Acanthasteridae. Gene Ontology annotation, molecular function: calcium ion binding.
AGACGGAAGCGAGCCAGGAUCCUUCAGUACUGCUAACGAGACCUGUAAAAUCUAAGGGAAUGUGUAUUUUGUUCUAUAAGAUGCCCUUUCCACAGGCUUGAAACUUCCACUGGAGCCAUCUGUGUCAUCGAGUGCUGACGAUUAUGACGUACCACAUUGAGCUGGAUUGCAACAAACUUUCAUUUUAGAGUUCCCGUGUCUCCAGCAAAACGCGGGAAAUGUAUUCUCUAGGCUGGAUUUUCCUGGCUUUUGUCUUAACGGCAGUUGCCACGGGACAAGAAUUCAAUUGCACCUUUGAGGGCAGCAAUUUAUGUGGUUGGACACAAUCAACUAUUGAUAGCUACGACUUGGUGCUAGACUCUAGGGGAACAUCGACUGACAAUACAGGUCCAAGAUACGAUCAUACGAUCGGUGACACUUCAGGAACCUACUUAUACCGAGAGGCUUCCGACAGAAACAAUGGUCCGGACGCAGUUUUACUGAGUCCAGAAGUGGCUUACAUUAUGGACCAGGUGUACUGCUUUAUGUUCUGGUACAACAUGUUUGGAAAAGGCACAGGAUCCCUGUCUGUCUAUGCGUAUCCAACCGAUGAUGGCCACAAUGUUUCAUCCAAACAACCCUUGUUUAGCAUUUCGGGUCAACAGACCGGCCAGCAUGCAUGGCUACGCGCUCAAGUCGACGUUUCUAACCAAACAUCAAAUUUCACAGUGGCUGUGGAGUUGGCAACUAUCGGCUUUGCUACGAGCGACAUGGCAAUUGAUGACGUUGAACUUUGGUUGACUGACUGCCCAACGCAAAGCACGUCCUUCAACUGCAGUUUCGAUGACGGUCCCUGUGGUUGGACACAGUCCACUGAUGAUGACUAUAACUGGGCGCUGGAACGUGAAAGAACUCGUACAGGUCACACGGGACCAAGAUUUGACCACACUAUUGGAGAUGCAACCGGAUUGUUCUAUUAUGCGGAGGGCAACGGACCAUCAGUUAACGACAAGGCUGUACUUCUCAGUCCGAAUAUUUCUGGUUCCCUCACACAAGAUUCCUGGUGUUUCAGUUUCUGGUACAACAUGUAUGGUCGUGACAUAGCAUCCCUGCAUGCGUAUGUGAUUCCUGCUGGUCAGAGUACCAAUUUAGGUACUCAAACUCCAGCCUUCUCCGUAACUGGGCAACAAACUGGCCAGCGAGUAUGGAUAGAGGCUUUGGUAGAUGCCACCAACCAAACAUCUGAUUUCAUGGUAGCAUUGGAGGCUGUUGCAGGGAGUGCUGAUCAAAGCGAUAUUGCAAUCGACGAUGUUGCAAUAUCUCCGGGGCCUUGUACUAGAGAUACCGAUCUUAGCUUCAAUUGCAACUUCGAGCAAGGCUAUUGUGGAUGGACACAGUCUACUGAUGAUGACGUUAAUUUGGCUUUGGAGCGGGGACAAACAUAUUCAUCUUCAACUGGACCCAGUUUUGAUCACACCCUUGGCAAUGAAGAUGGAACUUACUUAUACUUUGAGGGUAAUGGUGGUAGCGGUAGCGCUAUUGUGAUCAGUCCCGUGGUAUCCACUUUCAACGGAAGCAGGAUCGUCGUCAGUUUCUGGUACAACAUGUAUGGGACAGACAUAGGCAACCUUACCGCGUAUGUGACAACAGAGAGUGGCAACGUGACUGAAGGUUAUUCAGUCUUUUCACUCAGUGGUCAGCAAACAGACGGUACUACUUGGCUACAAGCUGUGAUACCUUUGACUGACCCGCCUUCCACAUUUCGAAUAGCACUUGAAGUCACAGGUACAACUGGAUUCCGUGCAGACACUGCCGUCGACGACAUAGAGAUCACUUUCAUAGACAUUGAAGCGCCUGAAGUGACUUGUCCAAACAGUGUCCCUUCCAUGAGUACAGACGUGGGACUGUCAACUGCCGUGGUCACUUGGUCGCCACUGCCAUCAGCUACUGAUAACAUGGACGUGUUUGAUUCCAGCAACAUCACAUGCAAAGACGAUGGUGGCAAUCUUGUGGAAUCCAAUGGAACAUAUGCACUUGGUCCAACAACAGUGACAUGCAAUGCUACCGAUAUGGCAGGAAAUCAGGGCUUUUGUAACUUUUCAAUCACAAUAAUAGAUACUGAAGCGCCCAAUGUCACCUGUCCUAGCAGCAUCCCCUCCAUGACUACCGACGCGGGACUGUCAACUGCCAUGGUCAUUUGGUCGCCACUGCCAUCAGCCACUGAUAACGUGGACGUGUUUGAUUCCAGCAACAUCACAUGCAAGGAUAAUUCAGGCAAUGUUGUGGAAUCCAAUGGAACAUAUGCCCUUGGUCCAACAACAGUGACAUGCAAUGCUACCGAUAUGGCAGGAAAUCAGGGCAUUUGUAACUUUUCAAUCACAAUAAUAGAUACCGAGGCUCCUGUUAUUGAGUUUUGCCCACAAAAUGUAGUGAAUGAGACAACUGAGGCAACAUUCAGCUCGACAUGGACUCCACCAAAUGCAACUGACAACAGUGAUCCCGCCGAAAAUAUAACAAUAUUAGCAUCACAUAACCCGGGUGAUAACUUCACUGCGGGUACAAUUACUGAAGUCAAAUAUAUAUUCAUUGAUACCUCAAACAAUUCUGCCGUGUGCAUCUUCAAUGUGACAGUCAAUGACAUCGGUGAUCCUGUGUUUCUCACUUGCCCGGACAGACUGGUGUUUACACUUGCACAAGGACAAGAUAGAAUUCUUGUCAACUUUGCCAUACCAAUUGUUGAGGAUAAUUCUGGUGAGGUAAUUGUCCCUGUCUCUGAUCCACAACUGAUGCUUCCUACCGACUUUUCUUAUGGUGAGACGUCUAUCUGCUACAAUGCAACGGAUUCUUCAGGAAAUCGUGCAGUGCCCUGCGUCUUCACAGUGGUUGUUCAUGAUGAAGAAGAUCCCAAAUUCACUGUCUGCCCUCAGUCCCCUGUAAGCCCCAUCACCACGGACCCUAACAGCAACACGGCCAACUAUAGUUGGGUGGCCCCUAAGGCGACAGAUAAUGUGGCAGUCAUGUCAGUGGACUCCUCCCACACAAGUCCAGCUGCACUUCCAAUCAGGAAUAAUACCAUCACUUACACAGCUACCGACCCUGCUGGAAAUACUGGAAUUUGUGAAUUCUACGUUACUAUCAUUGACGUGGAACCCCCCACUGUGUCCCGUUGUCCAGCUGAUAUCAUCAAUUCAACUGACCCUGGCUUGAGUAACGCCACAGUGUACUGGCAAGAGCCUACAUUCAGGGACAAUGAUGGAUUGUCUUUUAACACAAGUACACAUAGCCCAGGGGACCCUUUUGGAGUAGGAAACACCACCGUCACAUACAAUGUCACCGACAUAUCUGGUAAUGUAGCACACUGCUCAUUCCUGGUAACUAUUGAAGACAAUGAGGUGCCAACAUUUGUAAAUUGUACCGAAGUGAUCCGUACUGGAACAGCUCCUGGCAAAGCCACCAAAAAGGUCACUUGGGCCACACUGGAUUACAGGGACAAUGUUGGUAUUGAUAACAUAGUCAGCAGCCACAACUCGGGUGACACUUUUGGCCUGGGGAACGUCACUGUGACCAUCUCAGUCAGUGAUGAAGCACAGAACACCGCCAACUGCUCGUUUGUUGUCACUGUCAUUGAUGAUGAACCUCCAAGUUUUAAAGCCUGUCCUGCUGAUAUCAUCAACAGUACCGACGCUGGACUGAAUUCAUCUGUUGUCUACUGGCAAGAGCCAACGAUCACAGACAAUGUUGGGGUGGUUGCUAACUAUAGCUCCCACAGCCCAGGCGAUGUCUUUCCUGUUGGGAACACCACAGUAAUCUACAUUGCCAGUGACAGUGCUGGUAACACCAACAACUGCUUAUUUAGUGUCAGUGUGGAAGAUGAUGAACCUCCAGAGUUAUUAUGCCCUGUUUAUGUUGUCAACAGCACCGAUGCUCAUCAGAAUUCUUCCAAUGUCUUCUGGCAAGAACCUAUAUUCACUGACAAUGUUGGCAUCGUCAGUAAUGAAAGCUCCCACCGUCCAGGGGAUGUUUUUCCCCUUGGUAACAUCACGGUUACCUACUCAGUCAGUGACAAAGCUGGGAAUGUGGCCAACUGCUCGUUUAUUGUCAGUGUUGAAGAUAACGAAGCCCCAAAUGUCAUGAAUUGCCCAGCUGAUGUGGUCAAUAGUACCAUGGCCAACCAGAGUUCGGCUUUUGUUUACUGGCGGGAACCGUCCUUCUCUGACAACGUGGGCGUGGUCAGCCGUGGCAAUUCUCACAGUCCAGGGGAUGUUUUCCCAUUUGGUAACACUACCGUAACCUAUACUGCCAGUGAUGCUGCCGGGAAUGUCAGGAACUGCUCUUUCAUUGUAACUGUUCAAGACAACGAAGCCCCUACCGUGUCAAACUGUCCAGCAGACCUUGUCAAUGGUACUGAUCCAAGCCUGCCUUCUUCUGUUGUCUACUGGCAAGAACCAACUUUCUCUGACAAUGUGGCCAUUGCCAUUAAUGAAAGUAACCUCAACCCAGGAGACGUGUUCCCUGUGGGCAACACUACCGUAAUCUACUCUGUCAGCGACAGCUCUGGAAACACUGUCAACUGCUCGUUUAUUGUCACUGUCAAAGACACUGAGGCCCCAAUGUUCAGCACCUGUUCAAGCGUGACAAUUGAGGUAGAUCCCGGACAAGCCACGUCCAUGCAGGAGUGGAUGUUUCCUGUUGCUACAGAUAACGUGGCCGUGACAAGGAACAGUUCCACCCAGCAACGAGGUGGCAGUCUAUCCCUAGGGGUUCAUGAAGUGACAUACGUUGUUUACGAUGCUGCUGGAAAUAAUAACACCUGUGUGUUUGAGAUCAUUGUUGAAGACAAUGAGAUGCCUAACAUCACAAACUGCCCCAUGGAUGUCACUCUAAACACAACUAGAGGUAGACCAGUAGCAACCUACAGUUUCCCCACACCUGUCUGCAUAGACAACGCCGGAUCUGUGACUGUUACCACGUCCAAGUUGGAUGAUGAAUACAGCAUUGACGACACCACAGUGAUCAUAGCCUGCUUGGACGAGACAGGGAACACUGACACUUGCACUUUCACUGUAACCGUCCAAG